UACGUUUAAAAUUGGCAGGUUGCUUGUUGACAAGUAACACAUAACCUCAAAAUAAACCAAAUAAAAUGUGUUUACCUUGAUUUCGAUGAAGAUUAUAACACAAUAGAAGUUUUAAUAAAGCGAAAAAGAAUAAAUAGAAAUGAGUCAAAUUCUAAACAAAAUUCGGAAUCUAGAUCCUCACGAUGUGGAUGCAGCAAAGGAAGCCUUGUCCUCGUUUUUCCCUAAUUUAGCAAAACACAAGGACGGCGACUGCGUGCGAUGGCUAAGAGCACUAGAAAACGUUAUAAACCGGUUCCCAAAACUCUGCGGUUCGCAACGAGCAAAUAUAGAAAAAUACAUAGUCCAUUUCAUGGACUCGAGCAAUUAUAACACUGUAAUAGAAGCUGCUAAAUGUGCUCAUGUGUUACAACAGGUGCGGCCAGGGCAAGAAAAGGCAGCUACACCUAAAGUGUGCUGGAGGGACCUCAUGAGUAAUCUCUGCAAUGCUGUGCACUCUCUUCUCUCCGAGAUAUUCCCUAAUGCAGCUAACAUUUUCAGAAGCAAUGGAGAGCAUGAGAACAAAAUAACAUCAGACUCAAUAUUGUUGUCUACUUUGAGCGAAGUAUCCGUAGUGUCAGGGCAGGACCGCAUACUGAACAGGGAACACAUACUGUGCACCCGCCUAAGGAACGUGUUUGUGUUCAUCCAAGCCAUGCUUGUAGAAAUAUACCCAGUGGGCAAGCCAGUGCGGCCACAGAUCAUUCUAGACGCCGUAAUACGCGCGUUGGGAGCGAGCGCGGACGCACAGAGUCUGGAGCUAGUGAGCACCGUUAAGAAACAGGCACUAAGAACGCUGGACGCUCUUGUAGCUUGUUUGGGAUCCAAUUUGAUACCAUUUUCGCCUCUAGUCUUCAAAUGUGUGAUGCAGACGCUGCAGUGGAGCUCAGAAAAUCUAAAUGAAGAAACCAGCGCUGUUCGCAUCACAGCGUACAACAGCCUCUCCGCCUGGCUGGGCCGCCUGCGCUGCCACCGCGCGCCGCCGCGCGCCCGCGCCUGGCACGACGCGCUGGUCGCGCACGUAGCCCGUGACGUCACUCCGCACACGCACACUGUGCAACUUACAAUGAACAAUCCACAACGCAACCUGUCAAAGAAGCAGAAGAAGAAGCAAGCGCGAGUCAUGUUACAACAGAGCUCCAUCGCGAACUACGCGCCCGGCGCCAACAAGACAACUACAUGUGCAGAGUCGAACGAGCAAACCACUAUAGCGGCGUUGGAAUGCACGGAAAUGUUUUUAACGGUGUGUGGAAUAUUCCUUAAACCGGCCACGCAUAAGUUGUUCCACGAGCUGCUAGUCCGCGAGUGCUUCCACCUGGCCGACCACAGCAGCUCCCGUGGCCUGGCUCUACUGCGGGCUCUAGAGGCUUCCAGAAAGAGCGCCCCACCAGGGGUCCCUCCACCGACACAGUACUGCCUUCAGCUGUACAGUACCUCCCUCAAUAGCCAGUGCAGAGAGAUCUCUAAAUUCUGCACUCAAGCCCUCCUAGACAUAAGGCUGCAUCUACACUGCUCGCCGCCGUCGCUCAGCUUCGCCGCCGACUCGCAGACUGCAAAGAACGACGUAGAAGAGAAGAGAAGGAUAUCCAGGAGGAACAGGGAGGCGUUGGAGUCACUGCUGGGAGCUGAUAAAAUACCAGCAGAAACCUGCGUCAUAGAAGACGUGCCGGAACCGGAAGAGCCCGCCAACAAGAAGCCCCGCAUCGACGACGACAAAAUCAGCCUCAGCAGCUCCUCCGAGCACUCCGUACAAAUCUGUGACUCAGACUCCGAAGACAUUGAAGAAGUACCCAUGAAAACCCAUGAACCCGCAGAAAGUAUAGUUGUACAUGCCGAUAUCCAUGAGAUAUCAACUGAAGACUUUGAUAAACCUGACAUGUCAACGGAGUAUGAAAACCUUAAGGUUAAUACUACAGAAGCAUGCAUUCAUGAAGCGACAACACAAAUGCCUAUCGAUACAGUAGACGGAGAUAGUCUGUCCGGGAAAUCAAAUGAAGUUGGAUAUGGUUACCCUAACACAGGGAAGUCGGUGACAGUGCUUGAGAAUUUAGAAGAUGAGAAUUUGCCUGAUACUAAUGACACAGAUGAUGUUCAUAUUACUUGUGGACAGGUUGCAGUAACGCCUGAAGUAGAUAAUGUUGAUAAGGAACCUAAGGUCAAUGGAGUUAAGUUGCCUGAGAAUUCGCCUGAGAAACGUGAAGUGGAAGGAAGUGUUACCGUUAAAAUGGCGGUGUCUAAUGAGGGGGUGUCUGUGGAAGAUAUGCUGGCUGACUUCGUUGACGAAGUAAAUGAUGAUAAUAUUACCCAAGCUUGAUUUUUUGUUAUUGCUAAGUAAUAGAAUUUCGUUUGAAAAUAUUCUAUGAUAUACUUAUCUACAUCUACGUUAUGGACCUUACUUUAUAAAGCUACUAUAAUUACAAGUUCACAGGUUUAAAGCGGUUUUGCUUGACCAAUAGCGAGACGUUUCGGUCAGUGUUGCCGCUUUAGACUUGUAAAGUUGUAAAUUGUAGUUCUAUGAUAUGUAUCUAUGGAAGCAGGCCUGUAUUUCUAAUAAAUAUUUGUAACUGGUAUCAAUAAGAUGAACUUGAAUCCGCCAUGUUUCUAAGCUUAUUAGCUUGUAAAGCUGAAUUAAUAAAGUGGUAUAUUAAAUUA
Cydia pomonella (codling moth) is the source of this 2688-nucleotide messenger RNA. Its product is annotated as proline-, glutamic acid- and leucine-rich protein 1-like. Gene Ontology annotation, cellular component: nucleus. NCBI's taxonomy places the organism in Eukaryota, Metazoa, Arthropoda, Insecta, Lepidoptera, Tortricidae. The record is from RefSeq and is a predicted model, not a curated record. The transcript has 13 exons. Gene Ontology annotation, biological process: rRNA processing. Bases 140 to 2350 code for a protein of 736 amino acids.